UUGUGUUGGGACAUUUUGCUUCUUAUUUUAGGUCUGAUUCCCUUUUUGUCUUCUUUGGUUCAGUGUUGUAGUCGUACGGCAGCCCGUCAGUUGGACCGGAAUCUGACGUUCCAUAAACUGGUGGCCUACAUGAUCGCCUUCCACACAGCCGUGCACAUCGUGGCACACCUCUUUAACUUUGAGUUCUUCAUGGACGCUCAGCUGAACCGAAACAGCAGCCUGCUGCCGUUCGUCUUGUCUGAAAUCGGAAGCGGCGACAACGCGUCCUUCCUGAAUCCCAUCAGGACCAACGAGACGAACCAGACGAUUGUCAUGUUCACUACCAUCGCCGGGCUGACGGGCGUGGUCAUCACGCUCGCCCUCAUCCUCAUCAUCACCUCGUCCACAGAGGUCAUCCGCAGGUCGUACUUUGAGGUCUUCUGGUACACGCACCACCUCUUCAUCAUCUUCUUCAUCGGCCUGGUCUUCCACGGCUUCGGGCGGAUCGUUCGAGGUCAGACGCCGGCUAGUCUGCAGUCCAACGACCCCACGCGCUGCGCGGACGUCUUUGAGAGCUGGGGGAAGAACGGCAGCGACUGCGCCGUGCCCGAGUUCGCCGGAAACCCUCCAAUGACGUGGAAGUGGGUUGUUGGUCCCAUGAUCCUCUACGUGUGUGAGAGACUCAUUCGCAUCUACAGGUCCCACCAGAAGGUCGUCAUCACUAAGGUGGUGAUGCAUCCGUCCAAGACUCUGGAGCUGCAGAUGAAGAAGAAAGGCUUCCACAUGAAGGUGGGACAGUACGUCUUCAUCCAGUGUCCGUCCGUGUCCAGGCUGGAGUGGCACCCCUUCACCCUGACCUCUGCCCCCGAGGAGGACACCUUCAGCGCCCACAUCCGCAUCGUGGGGGACUGGACUCAGGCGCUGUACGAGGCCUGCGGCGGGGACAAAGCCGAGCCGCAGGAGGCCUGGAAGCUGCCCAAGGUGGCCAUCGACGGCCCGUUUGGGACGGCCAGUGAGGAUGUGUUUCGUUACGAGGUGGUGAUGCUGGUCGGAGCAGGAAUCGGCGUGACGCCGUUUGCCUCAAUCCUUAAGUCUGUUUGGUACAAACGGAUCCAGAACAACCAGGACGUCUUCACCAAGAAGAUUUAUUUUUACUGGCUGUGCCCGGAGACACAGGCCUUCGAGUGGUUCGCCGACCUGCUGCAGUCCCUCGAGGGUCAGAUGGCCGAAAGAGACAUGACCGACUUCCUGAGCUACAACAUCUAUCUGACCCGCUGGAAGGAGACCGAGGCGGCGCACUUCCGUGUUCACCACGAGGCGGAGAACGAUCCAAUCACAGGCCUCAAACAGAAGACUCUGUACGGAAAACCCAACUGGGACAACGAGUUCACUGCCAUCAGCACCAAACACCCCAAGUGUAAAGUGGGCGUGUUUCUGUGCGGUCCACCCCAGCUGGGUCACGCUCUGGAGAAACAGUGUCUGUCUCACUCAGAGGCCGACGUCAAGUUCAUCUUCAACAAGGAGAACUUCUAAACGCUCCAAGAGGAGGUGGAGACACAUGAUGGGCGUGGCCAACAGGAGGAAACCAGCAGGGCCAACAA
Messenger RNA from Thalassophryne amazonica, 1580 nucleotides. It is a transcript of the gene cybb, whose product is annotated as cytochrome b-245 heavy chain. The record is from RefSeq and is a predicted model, not a curated record. Gene Ontology annotation, cellular component: NADPH oxidase complex; plasma membrane. Lineage: Eukaryota; Metazoa; Chordata; Actinopteri; Batrachoidiformes; Batrachoididae. Gene Ontology annotation, molecular function: superoxide-generating NAD(P)H oxidase activity. Gene Ontology annotation, biological process: defense response; superoxide anion generation. The coding region runs from base 130 to 1512 and encodes 460 amino acids. The transcript is spliced from 11 exons.